AUGGAGAGGCCCGAUUUUGGCCAAGAGCCACAGCUGGCAGAAAUGACCUGCUGCUGUGGACGAAUCGAUUGCGCGCUUCUCAAGAGAAACUGCACCAUCCUAGAAACAGUGGAAAAAGAUGUUCAUACUGCUGCCCAACUUGGCCAGGCCCUACUCGCCCGACAUGAAGCAUAUAUGGCCGACGCUGAGAGGGACCGUCUCAGUCUUUCAUCCAGGAUAGAGCAUUUGGAGAUGGCGAAGCAGGAACUUGAGGCCGAGAAUGCCCUGAAAAUCGAAGAAAACAGGAACCUGCUCGACCAGCUUGAGCUGCUGAACAAUACCGUCUCCGAAUCCGAUACAAGGAUCAAGACUCUCGAAGCGAGCUUGCUCUCGUCUCAACAGGCCGUGCGAAAACUCGAAUCCGCCGUCCUGCGAGCCGAAGAUGCGGAGCGGCAUAUACAUCUCCUCGAACUAGAACAAGAUGACCUGUACCACGAACUGAGAUCAACCAAGGAGGAUGCUCGAUCUCAUGCUCAGCGUUGCAAGGAGGCGCAGCGUGGUAUCAUGGACAUGCAAGAUCAGUUAGAGCGAAUGGAAGAAGAGGCCCGUGAGGAACGUGAACGACAUGCCGAGGUCGUUGGACGAAUGGAACGUCAGCGACGGGUCGAGAAACAGUUGAACACGGCUGCGGGUCGUCUCAAAGGUGCAGCUGCAUCCAAGACACUCCAGGAACCGAAGCCAGGGAACCCAGUCGUCAAUCAUUUCGUCAGGGAUCUCCUCCAAGACAACGCCAACCUACAAUUGGGCAUGGCCGAGUUGCGGGAGAUGCUGCUCAACUCCAACGACGAGAUCCAGACCCUCCGAGAACAGCUUCUCGACCACCAACCUGUUAUGGACAGCAGAAACUCCACUCUAAAGGACGAACUCGAGGCUUAUGAGCCACCGAACACACCUCGAUAUUCCCAAGAGCUUCACAUCCACCAUCACUAUCAUGUCACGCCCAAGACCGACAAGGCCAAGGUUAGAAGGAAGCGGGCAAGCUUGAACUCGAGCGUGUUCUCGCCCUCACCAGCUUCAGGCGCAUCAACACCCCGAUCCUCCGCUCGCUGGAGUCUAGGCCCUGCCUUGCCUGUCGCUUCCAUCAACACCAAGGAGCCCAACUCUGUCAUCUCAAUGCCCAAGCAGAGAUGGUCCAUGCUCUCAGAGCAACCUUCCGACUUUGCGUCGUCUGUCCCCAGUUCACCGCGAUCGAACCAACGAAACUCACUGUUCGACUCUGCCUUUGGCGACAGCGACUACCCAACGUCACCAGCUACUAGCUUCGACCUCACGUCGCCCUCAUGGCGGACUCACCGUAAAGGACCGUCCGACGUUUCAGCAUUCAGUCUUCAAGCACCUUCCCUCCAACUCGACCCUGGCACACCACCUCCGAACCCACGUCAGUUCAACGAUGAUGUGAUCCACGAGGAGGAUGAGGACGAGAAAGACGAAAGUGUUUCUCGAGCAGUUACUCCAGACCUGGGUAACACGCCAUCAAUAGAUGAGAGCUCUGUAAUCGAAAGCUCAGAAGACAACAGAGACGACUACAUGCCACGCCCAAGAAUCCACCGAGCCCUAUCGCAUGAGUCCAUCAUGUCUCUCAGUGGGGGUCUCGAUAUCCACACCCUCAAGGCCCGGCCAAGCCAGCUCACACUCCGACCGCUUGGUGGCGCUGAAGCUGUCGUUACGGGUGUCAUAGCCCAGCCCACACUCUACAGAGGUGCAGCCAAGCGAAGCACUGCUGCUCUUCGCGACAAUUUCGCCGGCCUUCCUGUCGGCCGAAAUGUGUCCAACCCACUCAAUAGGCCUGGGUCCAAUAGAUCCUUAUCACCCGCUCCUUCAGACACCACACAGGGCUCUGCAGGAGGUUCUGCAGGAGGAAUAGGGAAAUGGGUUGGCUGGAGACCUUGGUCCUCGACAACAGCAAGCGAGAACAUACCCACGAGAUCUGCUGAAAAGUCCAAAGACAAGUGUUUCAGUCGGUCGCCUGGCAUUAAUCAGCCUGGUGCCAUUCCUGGCUUUCACCAGUACUGGGCAGCACAGCGACGAAAAGGUGCACCAGCUCAGGUUACCACUAUCGCUGUUGACCAUGAGGCUUUGGUAGAAGGACUGGAAGAGUAA
Molecule: messenger RNA, 2139 nt
Organism: Fusarium venenatum
Lineage: Eukaryota; Fungi; Ascomycota; Sordariomycetes; Hypocreales; Nectriaceae
Source: RefSeq, a predicted model, not a curated record